Molecule: messenger RNA, 1116 nt
Organism: Theileria annulata
Lineage: Eukaryota; Apicomplexa; Aconoidasida; Piroplasmida; Theileriidae
Exons: 4
Coding region: 1-1116 (371 amino acids)
Source: RefSeq, a predicted model, not a curated record
AUGUCAGUGGAUUCUCGAUCAAUUCCUGACGAAGAGGUUGACUUAUUAUUUAAAGUCAACUCCAUCGAAUAUUUUGAAGUCGUUGGAUCCAAUUAUGAUAAUGAUUUAAAUAAAAUCUUAAAACAAAUUCCUACGGUAUAUUUAACUACCUUCAAACCAAUAUAUUAUCAUUCGAUAGAUAAUUUUUUACAGGAUGAACAUUAUAAGGAAGGUUUAAUAUAUAUAGUGAAAAUUUUGGAAAACAUACUAUUGAAUCCCGCCAAUCUAAAGUCUAGGCGUAUUCGCAAAUGUAAUAAGUUUUUUGUAACCUAUAUCUCCUCGAAUGAACUUUUGCUGGAACUUUUCACCCUUUUUGGGUUUGUUCCCGUCGAAGACUCUUAUGUUCUUCAACACGUUUAUUUUCAUAGACUCCUUUCAUCCUACCUCACACUAGUCAAAACACUACACGGUCCCUUUAACCUAAAUUAUAAAUCACUCCAAUCACACUUUUUCGACCCUUUUAAAGCAUACAGUCACUACAGCAAUAUUAACUCAAAUUCCGACUCUUUUGAGCUCACUUCAAAGGAUGAAACGAAAUCCAUCAUUGAUGAUACCGUUAAAGAGAUUUCGGAAAAGGAUGAGUCUGAGUCUAAACUGGAUGAUUGGAAUCCUGUUAUUACAGUAGAGUCUAACGUAAAACCCGGUAAAAAAUUACAACCUGAGCCCUUAGAUACAUCUAAGCCCACCGCAUCCUCAUUAAUAAAGAUGUAUAAUAUUGGAAAAAAUGAGAACUUUGAGUCUAGAUCCAAAAAACAACUUGAAACACUAAAGAGCAAGUCUGAACUUGCUAAAAAAUCUCCAAUUGUUGAGGUUAAAAUCAAGUUUCCAAAGUCAACUACUCUUACAGUCCAAGUUCCCGUGAAGUCACUGGUCAGGAACAUAAGGAGGAACAUUCAGACUAUUCUUGUGGACGACGUUUCCUUUGAUGACUGGCACCUCGUUGAGUUCCCCAUCCGAAGGAAGAUCAGAGAUGAGAAGACUCUCUUGGAGGAGGAUAUAGUGCUCAAAUCAAUUCUCCACUUUACUUUCGCUGGUAUUACCUUUACCACAUUACACACUUUUAGAUUCCACACGUGA